Messenger RNA from Aureobasidium pullulans EXF-150, 543 nucleotides. RefSeq lists its product as uncharacterized. The annotation marks the transcript as partial. Gene Ontology annotation, cellular component: mitochondrion. Lineage: Eukaryota; Fungi; Ascomycota; Dothideomycetes; Dothideales; Saccotheciaceae. The transcript has 2 exons. The record is from RefSeq and is a predicted model, not a curated record.
CAAUCCACCAAGCCGACGGGCGAAGCGUCAAAACACUCACGCAUCUCGCGCCUCGAGGCCCGUCUUCCACGCUUCCUAGCCCGCUACGUCCAACCGCUCCGCAAUGCACCGAUCUCCCACAUCACCGCUUUCCUGAUCCUCCACGAGCUCACUGCUAUCCUACCACUAUUCGCGCUCACCGCUGCAUUCCACAAGUUCAACUGGUUACCACCGUUCUUCUCAGAGGGCUACUACGUUAAAGAGGGAGUGGAAAAGUUCGGAAGAUAUUUCAGGAAGAAGGGAUGGAUCAGAGACGCCGAUGGAGAAGGAUUUGAGCAGGAGAAGAACAGAAAGGGGUUGGCGAAGUGGUGGCCCAGGGGUGAGGGGGGUGUGAGAUUGCUUGUUGAGUUUGCGACUGCAUAUGCGAUUACGAAAGCCUUGUUGCCGCUGAGAUUGGGUUUGAGUCUUUGGCUUACUCCUAACUUUGCCAGAAUUUCGACCUUGCCUGUGAAGAGGCUGUUCAAGAGGAAGGCGGCGAUUGCUGCUCCGGUUAGCAAGGUCGCA